Messenger RNA from Apis laboriosa (Himalayan honeybee), 1348 nucleotides. Its product is annotated as troponin C, isoallergen Bla g 6.0201-like. Gene Ontology annotation, molecular function: enzyme regulator activity; calcium ion binding. Lineage: Eukaryota; Metazoa; Arthropoda; Insecta; Hymenoptera; Apidae. Bases 186 to 647 code for a protein of 153 amino acids. The record is from RefSeq and is a predicted model, not a curated record. The transcript has 5 exons.
CGACGCUAAUAAGAAUGCGUGAUUGCGUCUGUGCAGCUCUACUAAUUAAUUUAGUAAGGCUCAGUGUGACAAUUCCAUCGGUACAGUAACAAGCGAUUGUUCAGAGGGGAACUGUUAAUCAUUUUAAUUCUGUGAUAACUUUUCUGUGAUUCUGUGAUUAAAUUUCUUAAUAUAAUAUCGUCAAAAUGGAUGAGAUUCAACUCAGCAAAGAUCAAAUCGCACAGUUGAAAAUGGGUUUCGAAGCGUUCGAUCCCGACAAGAAGGGAACAAUCACCACCGACACAGUCGGCACCAUUUUGAGUAUGAUGGGGAUGAAAAUUCCAUCCGCGCAACUCAUCUCGGUCAUCGCUGAAUACGAUCCAUUCGGAUCCGGGGAAAUGAAUUUCGAAGAAUUUUGUAGCUUAGCCUCCCGAUUCAUGGAAGAGGACACGGACACAGAGGCUAUGCAGCAAGAAUUGCGCGAAGCGUUCCGCUUGUACGACAAAGAGGGAAACGGUUACAUCACCACCGAUGUGUUUAGAGACAUUCUUCACGAAUUGGAUGACGCGCUGUCCCCCGAGGAAUUGGACAUGAUCAUCGAUGAGGUGGACGCUGAUGGUUCAGGCACGGUCGACUUUGAGGAAUUCAUGGAGGUCAUGACAGGUUAAAUUAUCACCUUGGCACGAGGCGGUCGUCCCUCGUGGUCGGUCGCCACGAGAGGCGCAUAUAUAAACGACGAUGCCUUUACUACACACGUGGAAAACGCGCGAUUUAUCGAGAUAAUGUUGGCAAAGUAUGAAGUUAAAGGUUCGUAGGUGACGUUUCUUGGGAUGGUGAUGCUUAUAAUGCAACUGUAAGAGAAAAUAUUUAUGCGCGGUCGAGUUUUGGACUCACGAUCGGCUGAAAUGUAUUUCUAUCUAUGCGCCGGAAUUAAACUUGGGAACCCCAAAGAUCUUCAACGAGGAUCUAUGGUUCACGUAGAAACAAGUUUAUAUUAACAUAAAUUGACCGUUUUAUUUUUUUGUUUCUCUUCCAUUGAUCGGGAUCGAAACGAAUUCUCAUUUUGUUCGUUGUAUCGUAUCAAUUAAGAGAAGAUGUUUGAUUGAAUUUCGCGAAAGAUUGGAAAAACUUCAUAUUUUGUUCUCGAAACGACCGUCAUAAUACUCAUGAACGACAUUAUAAUGAUAAAAUUGUAUAAGUUUAAGUAUAAAGUAAUUUGAAACAAAAAAAAAAAAAAAAAAAAAAAAAAAAUUAUAAAAAGAAUGAAAGUACAAAAAAAUAGCAAAUAUAAAUCGUGUAAUUUAUUUGCCCUUCUUUAUAUUAUAUUUGCAUGUCAUUUCAUUCAUGGCGUGCAAUGACAAUUGCCCAA